CAAAUAUUCGCACUAGUUCACAAUGGCAGCUACGCUCAACUUGUUGUGUUUGUUUGUGCUGCUCUUCUUCCUGAAGGGCAUACUCCAGCUAAGCGCAGCUGCUAAUCCUAUGCUAUUGCCCUGGGAUGAAGAGGACUCGGAUCUUAUGGUGGAGGUGGGCAAAAUUCUAUGUCGCGCCCGAAUCAAAGUGCUCUUCGUGUACUUUGAAAAUCAAUCGACACAUGAUCAUUCCGGCGAAAUAUUGCGUGAGGUUACCAAAUGCGACACAUCCUAUAUAUCAAUUCGAAAUAAAUUUCUUCCGCUCGAGGCAGUCAAAGAUGAUGGCAUAUUGAUGUACAUGGUUAUGAUAAUCAAGGACAUAUCGCAGCCGCUAAAGUUAUCUUUGAUCAACAAGAAGUCGGCGGCCAAGCAUCUGUCCCAUGUUCUGCUGCUAGUGCGAAAUGCAGAGAAUCUUUCAGUGAACUGGAUGCGUGCGAGCUUUCGUCAGUUCUGGAGCAUUUGGUUGUUGAACAUAGUUAUAAUCUUCCAUCGGGAUGGCCGCCUCCACAUCUAUCGCUAUAACCCAUUCACGGAUAACUUUCUGCUGCCUGUGGACGUGGCGCCGCAUGAGUUGCCAACCCUACAGCAGCUGUUCCCAAAGAAUGUCCCGAAUAUGCAUCGCAAGCCGUUGCGCAUAUGCCUCUACAUGGACGAAGUGCGUGCGAUUUAUGGUCCAAACGGCAAGCUCAUGGGCACAGAUGGACUGCUCGCCAGCUACAUAGCGCAGCGUAUGAAUGCGACCAGGAUAAUCACACGCCCGUUGUUCUACAACCAAAGCACGGAUAUAUGCUACAAGGAGAUAGCCAAUGAGUUUGAUGACUUGGCCAUGAAUAUACGUUUCCUUGCACCGGACACGUUCAAGAAGCGCAUCGAAGCGACCAUCGCGCACAAUCGCGAUGAUCUGUGCGUGAUCGUUCCCAAAGCCAAGGCGGAACUAUUGUUUUGGAACAUAUUUCGUUCAUUUGGAGGCUGGGUUUGGCUUGCCAUAGGCAGCUCCAUGGUGCUGUCCUAUUUUUUCUGCCGGCUGCUCCUCUCCUGCACCUCAUCGCUGCCCGUACACGGACGACUCAGACAUCGGCUUGGUCAGGGAGCAGCUUUUGAGCUGUACUCCUGCACCUUGGCGCAGCCCAUGGCGCACGUGCCCCGUAACAGUUCUGUCUGCGUGUUCCUCAUCUUGUGGCUGUAUUUUGGCAUGCUGAUUAGCACCGCAUUUCGUGGCAAUUUGACGAGCAUCAUCGUCUAUCGGAAGCCACUGCCGGACAUCAAUGAUCUGAGCGAGCUAGCUGCUUCGUCGUACAAGAUACUCAUGCGACGGCGUCAUAAGAAGCACAUACGCCAGUUCUUGAGCAUUGGCCAUGAGAAUGAGGCGAGGAUUAAGCAACAUAUGCGGGAGGUGCCCGACACGGAGCUCACCGACUAUUUCAAUCAGAACGAUCAGUCGUAUGCUUAUUUGGAGAAACAUCACAUUGGCUCGUUUCAGGUGAAUGCCAGGCAGCACAUGCAUCUGGGUCGGCCGUUAUUUCACCUCAUGGACAGCUGUCUGGUGCCCUUCCAUGCCGUCUACACGGUGCCCUAUGGCUCGCCCUAUUUGGGCUUUAUCAAUCAGCUAAUUCGUGGAGCCCAUGAAUUUGGCUUCGAGCGCUAUUGGGAUCGCAUUAUGAACACGGCGUUUAUUAAGUCUGGUACUAAGGUGCAAAACAAUCGACGGCACAACAACAGCGACGAUCCGGUCGUACUCAAACUGGAACACUUUCACGCCGUAUUCUUUCUAUGGGCCAUUGGCCUGGCUCUGGCGUUCUUGAUAUACUUAUGGGAGUUGCUGCAACAUAACUGGGCCAAAACAAAGCGCAAUCGCUAGACAGCAGCAUGCAUGCAAGCUUUAUACAUAUUUAUAGACAACAUAUACAUAUAU
Molecule: messenger RNA, 1951 nt
Organism: Drosophila hydei
Lineage: Eukaryota; Metazoa; Arthropoda; Insecta; Diptera; Drosophilidae
Gene: Ir85a
Exons: 3
Coding region: 23-1897 (624 amino acids)
Cellular component (GO): membrane
Molecular function (GO): ligand-gated monoatomic ion channel activity
Source: RefSeq, a predicted model, not a curated record